CUAUUUACCAUCUUCCGCUCUUGUCCUCUUUUCAUUCUGCAAGAACCCCUUCGUCAGGUUCAGGAGCAGCAGUGCAAGCUGCACACUUAGCUAGAAGCUACGACUACUAUAUAUCCCCAUAAACACCUUAUCCUCUCUCUACCUCUCCACUACCUCACUAUCUCCUCCUUCCAAGCUAACAACUCUGCUAGCAUCGCUGCAAUGCCAAGAGCACCUUAGCCUUGUUUCUUCAGAGUCUUGAUUGUUUGCGAUAAGGUUGCGAGGUUGCAGUGCAGCGCUUGGUUAGCUUGGGGCGGACAUGGCGCCCAAGGCAGGGAAGGCCAAGCCGCACAAGGCCAAGGGAGACAAGAAGAAGAAGGAGGAGAAAGUUUUGCCCACCGCGCUGGACGUCACCGUUGAGACGCCGGACUACACGCAGCUCACGCUCAAGGGCAUAUCGACGGACAGGAUCCUCGACAUCCGGAAGCUCCUGGCCGUCCACGUGGACACCUGCCACCUCACCAGCUACUCCCUGUCCCACGAGGUCCGUGGGGCCCAGCUUAAGGACAUGGUGGAGGUCGCCGCCCUCAAGCCCUGCCACCUCACCAUCGUCGAAGAGGACUACACGGAGGAGCUCGCCGUCGCGCACGUCCGGCGGCUGCUCGACAUCGUCGCCUGCACCACUGCGUUCGGGGUGAAGAAGCCCCCCGAGCAGAAGCCCGCGUCCCCCAAUGCGGCCGCGGCCGCGGCCGAGGCCGAGGCCGCGGCCGAGGCCGCCAAGCCAGGGUCGGCCGGUGGCGAGGAGCCCAUGUACCCGCCGCCGAAGCUGGGGAAGUUCUACGACUUCUUCACGUUCUCGCACCUCUUGCCGCCUCUGCAUUACAUUAGGAGGUCGACGCGCCCUUUCGUUGAUGACAAAAGAGACGACGACUUCUUCCAGAUCGAUGUGAGGGCUUGUAAUGGGAAACCUGUGACAAUUGUGGCAUCCCGAGCAGGAUUCUACCCAGCAGGGAAGCGUACACUCAUCAGCCGCUCCCUUGUUGGGCUACUGCAGCAGACGAGCCGUGCGUUUGAUGGAGCUUACAAGGCCCUGAUGAAGGCAUUUAUUGAGCACAACAAGUUUGGAAAUCUUCCUUAUGGAUUUCGAUCGAAUACCUGGGUGGUUCCCCCUGUUGUUGCUGAUUCACCAUCAGUGUUCCCACCUCUUCCAAUAGAAGAUGAAACUUGGGGUGGCAAUGGUGGUGGUCAAGGAAGAGACGGAAAGCAUGAUCAUAGACCGUGGGUAAAAGAAUUUGGCAUCCUUGCUGCAAUGCCAUGCAAAACAGUUGAGGAGAGGCAAGUCAGAGAUAGGAAGGCUUUCCUACUCCAUAGUUUAUUUGUAGAUGUUGCAGUCCUCGAAGCUGUUGCAGCUAUUCAGCAACUCAUUUCGAAUGACACGAGUUCACAUGGGACAGCAAAUGGCACAAGUCCAGUUUUGCACAGAGAGCAAGUUGGUGAUAUGAAAAUAAUGGUCACGAAGGACAAAGCAGAUGCAAGUUCCAAGUUAGAUGUUAAGUUGGAUGGAAGUCAGGCUCCAGGGAUGUCUUCCGAUGAGGUUGCUCAGAGAAACUUGUUGAAAGGAAUCACUGCUGAUGAGAGUGCAACAGUACAUGAUAUUGCCACUCUUGGUGUGGUUGUUGUAAAGCAUUGUGGAUAUACAGCUGUUGUCCAAGUUCCAGUAGAUACUCAACUGACAAGUGCUUCUCUAGCACAGCAGGACAUCCACAUUGAAGACCAGCCUGAAGGAGGUAGCAAUGCUCUCAAUGUCAAUAGCUUAAGGAUGCUGCUUCAUAGAUCAUGUUCUCAAUCAUCUGGAGGAGUUCUGCAGUUGCGGAGUUGUGAUCUUCAAGAUAAUGAGACUACUAGAAGUUUUGUCCGGAAGAUACUGACUGACAGCCUACAGAAGCUUGAAACUGAGGCUCCGAUAGCAACACGACCAAUCAGAUGGGAACUUGGUGCUUGCUGGGUACAACAUCUACAGAACCAGACGUCUGAGAAGACUGAAACUAAGAAAAGUGAGGAGACUAAGGAUGUUCCUAAAGUAAAGGGCUUGGGUAAACAAUUUGGUCAGCUAAAGGAGAUCAAGAAGAAGACUGAUGACAGGAGUGAUAAAAGUGCAUAUGCAAAAGAAAACACUUCACCUAAUACAGAUGAUGCACAUACAGGCAACACUGCCAGUGCAAAGGAGGAUACGGAGGCUGUUCUUCAGAGACUGCUUCCAGAAGCUGCUUUCCAAAGGCUAAAGGAAUCUGAAACUGGACUUCAUGCUAAGUCACUGGAUGAAUUGAUUGAGAUGGCACACAAAUAUUAUGAUGAUACUGCCCUGCCGAAAUUGGUAGCAGACUUCGGUUCACUUGAGCUUUCCCCAGUUGAUGGAAGGACACUGACAGAUUUUAUGCACACUAGGGGCCUCCAGAUGCGCUCACUGGGACGAGUGGUUGAGCUUUCUGAUAAGCUCCCACAUAUACAGUCCCUGUGUAUACAUGAGAUGGUAGUUCGAGCAUUUAAGCACAUACUCCGGGCUGUUAUUGCAGCUAUUGAUGAUAUAAAUGACAUGGCUGACUCGGUUGCAUCAUGUUUAAAUAUCUUGCUGGGACCAUUUCCAGAAGAAAAUAAUGAUGGAAAUUGCGGCAAGGAUCAUAAUCUAAGGAAAAGGUGGUUGGAAGUCUUUCUAAUAAAAAGAUUUGGCUGCACGUGGAAAGACGAAUAUUGUCUUGAUCUAAGAAAAUAUGCCAUUCUCCGUGGUCUCUGCCAUAAGGUAGGACUUGAGUUGGUAACCAAAGAUUAUGACAUGGAUACGCCGCAUCCAUUCAGAAAGCCAGAUAUUAUCAGUGUCGUUCCUAUCUACAAGCAUGUUGCGUGCUCAUCAGCUGAUGGCCGCACCCUGUUGGAGUCAUCCAAGACUUUCCUGGAUAAAGGAAAACUUGAUGAUGCUGUUAACUAUGGCACAAAGGCUCUUGCAAAAUUUGUUGCUGUUUGUGGUCCUUAUCACAGAAUGACGGCAGGAGCAUACAGCCUUCUGGCAGUAGUGCUUUAUCAUACAGGCGAUUUCAACCAGGCAACUAUCUAUCAACAGAAGGCUUUGGAUAUUAAUGAGAGGGAACUAGGACUUGACCACCCAGAUACAAUGAAAAGCUACGGAGAUCUUGCCGUUUUUUAUUAUCGCCUGCAACAUACAGAACUGGCACUAAAGUAUGUGAAUCGUGCCCUAUAUCUUUUGCACCUUACUUGUGGCCCUUCUCAUCCUAACACCGCUGCAACUUACAUCAAUGUUGCAAUGAUGGAAGAAGGGCUGGGUAAAGUUCAUGUUGCACUCCGAUACCUGCAUGAAGCUCUAAAAUGCAACCAGCGGUUGCUUGGUGCUGAUCACAUACAGACUGCUGCUAGUUAUCAUGCUAUUGCUAUUGCUUUAUCUUUGAUGGAAGCAUACUCUUUGAGUGUCCAACAUGAAAAAACUACUCUACGAAUACUUCAAGCAAAGCUUGGAUCAGAAGAUCUUCGGACACAGGAUGCUGCUGCUUGGCUGGAAUACUUCGAGUCCAAGGCACUAGAGCAGCAGGAAGCAGCACGUAAUGGCACUCCAAAGCCUGAUGCUUCAAUAGCAAGCAGAGGCCAUCUUAGUGUAUCAGAUCUUCUUGACUACAUCAAUCCAGAUGAUGAGCUCAAGGCUAAGGAAAUGCAAAAGAAACAAGCUCGUGCUAAGAUCAAAGGACGCACCGGGCAAAACCUGUCCGAUAUAGUCGAUGAUGAAGAUCAAAGGAGCCCUCCACCGAACAAUGAUAAUUUGUUAAUUGAGAAGGAAAACUUUGGAGUCAAAGAGAAUGUAACCUUUGUUGAGCAUGUGAAAUUGAAAGACGAAGUACUAAGUGACACUGCCAUCCAGAUACCUCAAGGUGAUUUUACUGAAGAGUACACAUCUGAUGAAGGGUGGCAAGCGGCUGUUCCAAAGGGACGAUCCACAGGGAACCACAAAACUGGUGCAGGCACGAGGAGGCCAUAUCUAGCGAAGAUCAAUACCAAUGCACUUCACAGUGAGAAUGGAAGAUACAAAGGAAGAGCUCCAUCUAACUUCUCUUCUCCUCGAGUUUCACCUAAUGAGACUGCAGCUGCUGUUGCUUCUAGUCCUCUUGCAAAGAAAUUUGUGAAGAGUUCAAGCUUCAAUUCCAAAGCAGGUAGCCCUGCUGUCUCAUCAAACACUGGUGAUAAUUCUUCCAAUCCCAACUCCAAGCCAGCAAGCCCUGCCACUACUGCAGCUGCUGCCAAGGUGAUACCAUCCACAGCACCAAGUGCCAGUCAAACAGUAAGGAAGUCACUUUCAUACAAGGAAGUGGCAAUAGCUGCACCAGGAACUCUUGUCAAAGCAUUGAAUGAUGUACAUACAGACGAAAAAGAUACAAGUGACCAAGGUGCUAAGCCUCCAAAAGAAAGCAAUGGUCACCCUUCUGAAGAGAAAGAUGAACCGAAGGGUGAUACUUCACAAGUAUCAAAAGCAACAGAUGGAGUAAAAUCUGAGCAAACUGAUGUUUUGGUAUAUUCAAAUCAACCAGGAACAGAACAUAAAAAGACAUCACAUCCAGCAGAGACAUCCAUAGUGAAGAAAAACACAGAUCUCGUUGGCUCCGACACAACAUCUGAAUUAAUAGCAACACAAACUGAGGCUAACACCCCAAAUGAAGAAGCACCAAUUGUUACUGAGGCAAAUGAUUCUUCCUCCAAUGAUGAUGAAAGAGAUGUAGGGGAGGAUACACCAGAACAGCUUUCUAGUGGAGGUGAAAAUGAGAAAUGUUCACUAUCUGAGAGUGAAAAGAAUGAUACACUUGUAAAAGGUGCCAAAGAGACAACCAGUAAGCUUUCUGCUGCGGCGGCUCCAUUCAAUCCAUCUACCGUACCAGCUUUUGGUUCAAUGGCUGUACCAGGUUUCAGAGAACACGGAGGACUAUUGCCAUCGCCAGCCAAUGUACUCCCUAUGUUGUCCAUCCCUCUCCGUAAGCAUCCUCACCAAUCUGCAACUGCAAGGGUCCCUUACGGUCCACGUCUGGCUGGAGGCUACAACAGAUCAGGGCACCGGGGACCUCGUAACAAGCCUGUGCUGCCAAGUGGUGAAGCCCUUACAGAAACAAACACAUCUUCCCCCAGAGUUAUGAACCCUAAUGCUCCAGAGUUUGUGCCAGGUCAAUCUCGCAGCCCUAAUGGACAUCCGGUAUCUCCGGAUGGUCCUUUAACAUCACCAGGCGGUAUUCCAUCUUCACCACACGGCCUUCCAUCCUCUCCAGAUAGUACUGAAGAAUCACCGAUAACUGCAUCCCCACAAGUUUCUGAAUCUAGCCAGACCAGUCCUGAAGGAAACGAUACAUCUAGUGGAAUCAAUGUUGAGGCUGUGGGUGAAAAGCAGAACACGGACGACAAGAACCACACAGAAAGUAAAGAUGGUGAGGUGGAGCCUGAGCAAACCACAGCUUCUGAAGUUGCAGAAGCAGCAGCAGCAACAGCAGCAAAAGAUGAUACCGAUGAGUCAAAUGCAGCUGAGAAGCCCAAAUCCUAGGCGGACUACAGCGAUGGAGAGGUUGAGGCUGUCGAGGUUGCAAGCUGAGGAAAAGACAGCCUUCUCAGAUAGUCAGCAAAGUCUGGAACUUUUAUUUCUUAAACAGAUGAGCCUUUCUUCUGCACAAUAAAGCAUACUAAUACAAACAGAGAUGCUGCCUUUUUGGAUAGAAACUUAGUUUCCUUUUUGUGAUCCAUUUCGUGGUGUGUAGUAACUGCACCGUGUGUCUGCAGUUCUCCGAGUGGCAUUCAUGGUCGCUGGUACUCUGAAGAUUUUCUAGAAUGUCCAUCAUGGUGCCUUGUUUCAGCAUGCCUUUUUUUGCUGCGAAGAAUUUUGGAAAGAACAACACUGCGAGGUAUCAACAAGAAAGAUACGUUUUUAACAUUUCGUCAGUUCCCCAUUUUACCCGUAAUUUUUGUUCCCUUUGCGAAUGUACUGUCGACUUAACAUCUUUGUAGUUAUUUUUUGAUAAAAUUAGACUUGCUGAGCCAUGUAAACUGUAAAGAAAAUGAUGUUAUUACGGUGAGUGUGAGCAAGAAAGGGGAUAGGCACGGGUGAAGAAAGCAGACCUGGGUUUACGCUUGCGGACAUGGUUAGUCCGAGCUGUAUAGCAUCUGGAUCGAACUACCAAAAUUUUCUAUUGAAUUUUGUCUAGCCAGUGUUGAGAUGCUGA
Phragmites australis (common reed) is the source of this 6233-nucleotide messenger RNA. RefSeq names its product protein REDUCED CHLOROPLAST COVERAGE 2-like. Gene Ontology annotation, cellular component: cytoplasm. Bases 299 to 5560 code for a protein of 1753 amino acids. Gene Ontology annotation, biological process: organelle organization. Lineage: Eukaryota; Viridiplantae; Streptophyta; Magnoliopsida; Poales; Poaceae. The record is from RefSeq and is a predicted model, not a curated record. The transcript has 23 exons. Gene Ontology annotation, molecular function: protein binding.